This is a messenger RNA of Dreissena polymorpha, 3964 nucleotides long. RefSeq lists its product as uncharacterized. The record is from RefSeq and is a predicted model, not a curated record. The transcript has 5 exons. Bases 91 to 3267 code for a protein of 1058 amino acids. Lineage: Eukaryota; Metazoa; Mollusca; Bivalvia; Myida; Dreissenidae.
CUUCCAGACUGUGACGUGGUAAUCCAGUAUGGUCAAAAUUAACAACCCACCUCCACCCAUUCUCCGCCAUAAGGUUUUGACUCCCGUACUAUGUCAGUGACGGAAUUAUACAUGGCCAUGUACCGUCCAGGUUCGGCCAGUUCUGUACAGGGCAUACCACCGGAAGUGACUCGAGGAGCUGCGUUUCAGCAAGAGCAGCACCGGAAGUACUCGAAUAUAAUCAUGGCAUUUCUUUCGGGCGUCACGGCUGACAUACUGCGCAUGCGCCUUCAGCAGGUGGCUGCGUUAGACUGCAUGUCUGUACAGAACUUCUUGGAUGUCCACAAGCUCAACAUACUUAUGGCAUUGGCCGAACUUCAAAGCCUGAUUCUGAUCGCCUACCCGCCAAAACGCGCGGCUCCCGAUCUUUCCCGAUGGAGUACACGGCUUAUGUGUAUCGUCUUGCGCGCCUCAAACUGUCUCUCCGUCCGAGAGCAGGACGACGUGGUUUUCCUGGCCAAGACGUACCAGCAGUAUUUCAGACGCAGCAGCCAGAAGUGUGUUGGCCUGAUCGCGAAACGCGGUACACAGGCGAAACGCGAUUGGCUAAAAGUUUGCGCGGCAGUUCAACGACUUGCUGACAAAGCGGAUGAUGCAGAGCUCAUUAAGCAUGUCAGGAAUUUCAUUUGUAAAGUUGAAAUGGAAUCAAAAACUACGCAGACAAGGAAAGAGACGCAGAUGAGUCUGGAACAUUUGAUAUCAGGCAUGAUUGAAGACGACCACCCAAGAGACAGAAAGCCCAUCAGAGAUCACGUAUCAGACGAAGCGAAUGGAACAAAAAAGAAACAAAUUGUAGACUUGAAGUAUACAUCGCGACAGAAGCAACCUAGGCUGACGCGGAGACCGAGAUCAGCGUUACCACGCCUAUCAUCAAUUAAGGAACAAAAUGAGUUACAACGGUCGAAAAACUCCGCCAGAAACUCUCGUAGCCCAGGGCGACCACGAUCUGCAAGGGGAAAAGUAUCAAGUGAAAAAACUAAUGGCUCGCCACAAUUUAAAGUCAUUCUUCGUGAAAGCAAAUUGCAGCAAACUGAACGAGAACAGAAAACAAAACAAUCAGCGUGGGAUUCAACCGCAAAACCCCUUCUAGCAGACGCUAAACAAGUCACAACGAAAAAGGUUUACCUUGCGAGUAAAUUAGCCGUAUUAAAACGACGAUAUUCCGUUGGAGAUUUAAGCGAUAUCAGUAAAGGAAUUCUAGCGCGAAAACAAUCCUUCAGGAGAAACAAAAGUCGACCCGUUUCAGCCCGAUCGAGGCAAUCAUCAGUUAGCGUUGAAGCUAAACAAAAAUCUAAAAAACGUCAAAUUAAAUCCAGAGGUUCCGUUCGUUCCAAGUCUCCAAAGGUCAAGAAGAGCAGUCGCAGUCAAAGCGAAAAAGAGCAAGGUGCUGAAAGGAACCCCAGCCCAGUGAGUUGGAUAAAUAGCGUGCCUGACGAAAAUGUUAACGAGAAAACGAAAGAAAACGAUGCUGAAACCAAAACGAAGUACAUGUGGAGAUUGGACAAAGACCAGAUGGACGGCUGUUCAGACAAUCAUAUCCUAAGCAAUAGAGACAACGAACAAAUUGAAGAUCGCAACAAGCCAUUGGGCAAUUCUUCUAGUUCUGCAAAGUUGCUCGAUGCAGUUGAAACUGUGCUGACGGAGUACAAAGGAAAAGAACAUGAUUAUAAGGAUGUUAAACGAAUCUCCAAACCAUUCGAUGACUUCCAAAAGAUUUAUAACUACUCUGACGACGAAGAUAUUCCCAAUACUCCGUUUGCGAGUCUAGAAGGGAAUAUGAAGGAAUCGUCUUAUACAAAUGAUAUCAGCAAAGAAUAUGACGACAAUAUGAAGAAAAUCGCUAACGAGGUCAUUGUUCACCAGCAAAUGCAUUUGGCUGUUCGUAAUCCACUUUUCCAUGAUAAACGUUUCGUAGAUCAGUUUUUCAAAUUUCUCGAAGCGAAUAAUGUUGCCAAGACAUUCUUGCGCUCCCAGACAACUGAUCCACAUAAGUCGUGGAAGCUACACAACGGCAAACGAGUUCAGUUUUCCUUCUUCCUUGCCUAUAUAUUUAGACACGUUGAGAACCGCGAGUCCGACCAGGCUUCCUACCUUGUGCAAAAGAUGUUAAACCGUAUGCAGUGCAAGCACAAAAGUCGACCAAAUUUGUCUUCAACAAUUAAAAAUGGAAAUGGCAUGGAUCAAAUGACGAAUGUAUCUUAUUCGCCAUCAUCUGUUAAUAACAACAACGGUGUGCCAUCUUCGAAACUGAACGGUGCGGGUAUUGCAACUAAUGGUGUUAAACGCCACCCAAAAGGUAGAAGAAAUAAUUCACUGCUUACGAGUGGAAUAACACCUAUUGCAAGAUUAAGGGAAAGUCUGUCGCUAGCUCAGAGCAGAAGCAAAUCUGUGUCGCGCGAAAGUCUUACUAGGGGCAUUGCCAGGCGACCACAAUCGGCCUCUAUAAACAAAAACGUUUCGGGCUCAUUAGACUCGUUGAUUAAACGCAAUUCUCGGAAUAGAACUUUGUCUCCAAAACGCAGAUCUAAAGACCGCAUAGGUAGCGUCGGUAGUAAAUCGGCGGUUGAAAGAACGGCGAACAGAAGAUCAAGAUCUCAAUCACCAAAAUCAACGAACGGCUAUUCUACAAAUGGCAGCACGGCGUCUCGGCCACUUGUGUCUAAAGUUCGAAACCGAUCUACUUCUCCAGCAAAGGAAAAACCUCCCCAAUCGCACAGCUCUGGUAGAAGUGCUGAAUUGCCGUCUCACGGCAGACGAUUCAAGUCUUCGAAUAACGGCAAAUCUUCAAACGGAACUUCUGAUAAACAUCCAAAUACUGACGAAUCUUCAAACGAUAUUUCUGAUAAUCAAGACCCAGCAUGGAAACGGAGCACAUCAAUCGCCAAUGGGAAAUGCUGGAAGUGUGAACACAAAGAAGCGGCGAUGACAAUCUGUGUGAACUGGGGAAACAUGAAGUUAUGCGAUCUUCUAUUGACCUAUGGCGUCCUGUACCGCGAGGAACAUCUUGUGGCGGCGGUCAAGGCCAACGAUUUGCAGGCAUUGAAGAGAAUAGUCCAGUACCUUAAAGACAAUCUAUAUUGGAAUGCCGGACACCAGGAGGUCAAGGAAGCGCUAUUUGUAGCUAGGAAGCAUCGGAUGAGGAAGAUUGUUGACUUUUUGGAGGAGGAGGGUGUGCAGGACACACGGGCGAUUGCCGCAAACGUAUGCACCGGUUGUCUCAUAAACUAAAAUUGGAGUCGUGUUCUGAGAAAACUGGGCAUAAUAAAUGUGCGUAAGUGCCAUCCCAGAUUAGCCUGUGCAGUCCACACAGGCUAAUCAGGGACGACACUUUCCGCUUUAAUGUUAUUUUUCGUUUAAAGGAAGUCCCUUUUUACUGAAAAUCUAGUUAAAGUGGAAAGUGUCGUCCCUGAUUAGCCUGUGCAAACUGCACAGGCUAAUCUGGGACGACACUUUAAGUACAUGCAUUAUGCCCAGUUUUCUCAGAACAAGACUCAUUGUUGUUAAUGCGCUCGCGACAAUCAUAUAAACCGUUUGUCUCAUUAACUGUAAUUGCGGUAAACACAUGCACCCACAUGCACCGGUAGAAUUAUUAACUGAACUUGUGGUCACACUGGGGCUAUUGCGUCAAAUGUAUGCACUGGUUGCCUCAUUUCAUGAAAUUGCGGUCAACACUGCAUGAUAAUUAAUUAGUUUACUAAAAGUAGAUGGGAUUUUUCAGUUUGACUUGUGCCUGAUGAAGACAUUAGCACAGAAUCUAUGUUUCAAUAGGUGAAUUGUUUUGAACACAAUACAGCUUUUUUCCAAUUACUGCCAAAACAUGUUAAUGCAUAUAUAUACAUUUUUUUUACAUUAAAUCGUUACACUAGUAAGUGUGAAUAUUAUUCUGUUUCAUACAAGGGCGAAUUAAUUUUGUAGUGUAUGUGUA